AUGGUGGAAUUGGUAUCACGAACGUGUCAAUUCUGCAAACUACGCAGAGCUAAGCCUCAAAUACCACCAAUGGCACCGCUGCCAUCGGCACGUCUGGCGCACCAUGUCCGCCCCUUCAGUUACGUGGGGAUUGAUUAUUUUGGCCCAGUACUGGUAAAAGUGGGUAGAUCGAACGUAAAACGGUGGAUUGCUCUGUUCACUUGUUUAACAGUUCGAGCAGUGCAUCUGGAAGUAGCAUAUAGCUUAUCAACAGCUUCUUGCAUUUCGUGCGUUAGAAGAUUUGUCAGCCGCAGAGGGUCUCCGGUGGAAUUCUACAGUGACAACGGGACAAACUUCCAGGGUGCAGAUCGGAUUCUUCGCGAGCAAAUUAACCAAGGACUUUCGGCGACCUUUACUAACGCAGAAACUAAAUGGAACUCCAAUCCACCUGAAGCUCCACACAUGGGAGGAGCGUGGGAGCGUUUAGUUCGAUCCGUUAAAGCCGCGAUGGGGGAAGCGUAUUCGGACGGGAAGUUGGACGAUGAAGGGUUGCAAACUUUGGUCGUGGAGGCGGAGAGCUUGGUAAACUCGAGGCCUCUGACGUAUCUACCACUAGACUCUGAAGAGUCCGAAGCGCUCACUCCGAACCAUUUUUUGCUUGGUAGCUCGGGAGGAGUGAAGCAACCUGUGUCCGUUAUCGAUUCUGCCAAACCGCAAUUUUUGAAAGCUUCGUGGGAGCAGAUCCAGAAGCAGCUCACCGUCUUUUGGAAGCGCUGGCUGGACGAAUAUUUGCCGUUUAUUCGCAGACAGCCAAAAUGGUUUGACGAGAGUCGGCCAUUGAGAGAAGGGGAUUUGGUUUUGAUCGUGGAUGAAAGAAAGCGCAGUUGGUGGACACGAGGCCGAAUUGUCGAGGUGAUGCCAGACGGAGAAGGGAGGGUCCGUCAAGCGCUUGUGCAAACAACGAGCGGUUUGAUACGACGUCCGACGACGAAAUUAGCACUUUUAGACGUAGGAGAAGGUGCAGUCUUGGCCAACAGCAAGAUGCACUGGGGAGAGGAUGUUGGAGACAAAACAGUCUGA
This is a messenger RNA of Wyeomyia smithii (pitcher-plant mosquito), 1059 nucleotides long. RefSeq lists its product as uncharacterized. The transcript has a single exon. Bases 1 to 1059 code for a protein of 352 amino acids. Gene Ontology annotation, molecular function: nucleic acid binding. The record is from RefSeq and is a predicted model, not a curated record. NCBI's taxonomy places the organism in Eukaryota, Metazoa, Arthropoda, Insecta, Diptera, Culicidae. Gene Ontology annotation, biological process: DNA integration.